This is a messenger RNA of Tilletiaria anomala UBC 951, 1539 nucleotides long. Its product is annotated as Formyltetrahydrofolate deformylase. Gene Ontology annotation, biological process: 'de novo' IMP biosynthetic process. The coding region runs from base 179 to 1372 and encodes 397 amino acids. Gene Ontology annotation, molecular function: formyltetrahydrofolate deformylase activity. The record is from RefSeq and is a predicted model, not a curated record. The transcript is spliced from 3 exons. NCBI's taxonomy places the organism in Eukaryota, Fungi, Basidiomycota, Exobasidiomycetes, Georgefischeriales, Tilletiariaceae.
CUUGGAGGCAUUGACACGCUGCGUCUCCCGCCAAAGUGCUUCCUGCCGCCGUUGGCUAUCCUGGGAUCAACCGGAACGCGUGAGAUCGUCUCGCGAACCGAGAGCGGAGAGCACCGUGCAUAUUUCGCGAGCCCGCUUCUUUUACGCUCCUUUCAAACAACCACUGUGGCCGCUGCAAAUGGUAGCGCCCAUCCGAGCGCUGCGACCACUGCAUUGCACCAAUCCUCGUCGAAUCAGCGGGUUUUUGGCUUCGGCUGCUGCAACUCCGCCUUUGACUCUGCGUUCGUUGCCUUUUGCAGUUGGCAGAAGAGGUCUGCGCUCGCUCGCCGAACUUGAAACCCUGUCUGACGCUCCAAAGCACACGACGCAUCGGGCCAGCUCGUCAAUCUCGUCAGCUAUAGGCAACGGGAAGAACUCCGUGUCGCCCAGAAUGGCUUCUUCAUCCGCUUCGGCCAAAGCUGCUGCGGCCAAUUCUAUCAUCCUGACUCUCUCUUGUCCCGACCAGCAAGGCAUCGUGUACCGCGUGACUGGUUUCCUCGCGCAGCACAACAUGAACAUCCUCGACUCGGCGCAGUUCGGCGACCCGACGACACUGCGCUUUUUCAUGCGCGUACAUGCCAGUGGACUCAUGGGCACCAGCGCCGAUGCUGCGGCUCAGGCGUCGCCGGAGCGGCUCGACAGCCGUCUUGCACAGUUCCGAGCGGAGUUUGAGAAAAACUUGGCCAGCGAGCUGAAGAUGGACUUCAAUAUUCAACGGGAAGACCAGAAGCCACGGACGCUGAUCAUGGUGUCGAAGAUUGGCCACUGCCUAAAUGAUAUCCUCUUCCGCAUCUCGGCGGGCACGAUGCCGAUCCAAGUUCCGCUGAUCGUAUCAAACCACACAGAGUACGCGUCGCUCGCUGCGUCGCACAACAUCCCAUUCCACCACCUACCAAUCGACGCGGCUAGCGGAAAGACCAAGGAGUGGCAAGAAGCCGAACUGAUGAAGCUCGUAGCACAGUACGACAUCCAACUCGUCGUCCUCGCGCGCUACAUGCAGAUCCUCUCGCCCGCGUUAUGCUCGCACCUGUCUGGGCAGAUCAUCAACAUCCACCACUCCUUCCUGCCCUCGUUCAAGGGUGCAAAGCCGUACCACCAGGCCUACGAGCGCGGCGUCAAGAUCAUCGGCGCCACCGCACACCUCGUCACUGCCGACCUGGAUGAAGGGCCAAUCAUCGACCAGGAUGUCGAGCGCGUCGGGCACGCUCACGCGCCGAGCGAGCUCGUCAAGAUCGGCGCGGACAUCGAAGCGCGCGUUCUCAGUCGCGCCGUCCGAUGGAUGGCAGAGAGACGCGUGCUUGCCAAUGGCCAGAAGACCGUCGUUUUCGCCUAAAGCCCCCUCCCUUCCACUUCCAAUCACGACGUUUAUAGCCUCAACCACAGCCAGUCCCCUGCAAGCUGCUCCGCCGCCUCCCUGUCGCAUUUGUACUAGACUACGUGCAUUUUCAUCUACACUUGAAUACUGUACUUUUAUGCAAACACAAGGACAAAGUCGCGUUC